This is a messenger RNA of Alnus glutinosa, 860 nucleotides long. RefSeq lists its product as uncharacterized. NCBI's taxonomy places the organism in Eukaryota, Viridiplantae, Streptophyta, Magnoliopsida, Fagales, Betulaceae. Bases 46 to 600 code for a protein of 184 amino acids. The transcript has 3 exons. The record is from RefSeq and is a predicted model, not a curated record.
ACAGUAGACACAGAAAACUCUUCCCAAUUCUCAGUCUCUUCUCCGAUGGCCCGAAUCGUGAUCCAAAGCCUUCUCCGCCGCUCCCCUCUCUUCCGGCCACAAUACCUGACCCACGCCCACCGUUCCUUCUCAAGCAGCUCCGCCCGGUUGAUCGAGAUCGACCUUGACGCCUCCUCCUCCUCCUCAUCUUCGUCGUCGUCGUCGACGUCUCAAUCGGACGAGGGGGACGGGGAUUCCGAGUCCUUGUUGCUGAAGAAGCUGGACGACCUGAUCCACCGCAUCAUGGUCCAGAAGUCCACCCCGGAUUGGCUGCCCUUCGUGCCGGGCUCGUCCUUCUGGGUGCCGCCGAGGCCCGGGACCUCCAAGGUGCUGGACCUGGUGGGCCGGCUGGCCGACCAGCUUGGCCACGAGGAGCCCCUCUCGCUCACCUCCUCCCGUGGCUGGCCCUGCUCUUCUUUCUUCCUCCACGGCAAUGAAUCUACUAAUUCAUCAAAGGUGGAUUUGGGGGUGAAUGAGCCAGCAGAGGUGGAGGUGGAGAUAGAGGUGAAGGUUCUGAAAAAUUCAGAGGACACAUUGCGAUCUGAGGACGAGGAAGGAUGAGGAGCAGAUCCCUUGACGGAAUGGUCAGUUUGGCUUGCUAACCACCAUAGAUUGAGAGGAAGGAGAAGCUGGGCUGACAAAGGAAAUGUUGUACAGAUGUAAUUAUGGUUGGUUUUUGGGGUGCAGGGAUUUGCUCUUACGCUUCUCUAAUUGUCGAACCCACCCCAGUCUACUUAAGUCUUGACUUGCUCGUGUGUUUGUGGUUGGUUGAUGACGAAUCAAUAUAUCUUGAAUAUGCACAAGAUGGAUUCUUGUCCUCA